Molecule: messenger RNA, 746 nt
Organism: Aspergillus welwitschiae
Lineage: Eukaryota; Fungi; Ascomycota; Eurotiomycetes; Eurotiales; Aspergillaceae
Product: DASH complex subunit SPC19
Exons: 2
Coding region: 75-587 (170 amino acids)
Biological process (GO): attachment of spindle microtubules to kinetochore
Cellular component (GO): spindle microtubule; DASH complex
Source: RefSeq, a predicted model, not a curated record
CGAUAACGAUAAAAUAAGGCACUACACUCUUUACUUGCAGCAGAUACCCGAUAUUCCAUCCGAACACAAUCUCAAUGGCGGAUCACCUCCAAGCCUCCGUCUCAUCCCUCGGAUCCUCCCUCCAACUCCUCGAUUCCUCUAUCUCCACCCUCGACUCUGGCAUUAGCGACUUUCCCCGACUAUGCAAGGUCUUGCAAACAACCCGACACUUUGAACUCCUCCCCGAACCCACUCUGCGUGAAGCCCAACAGUCCCUCCUAGAUGAAAUCACUCCCAGCAUCGCACAUCUGCUCUCACUAGCAUCGAACCAUGUGGAGAAGCUCUCGCGGCGAGAACAAGGCCUGAGAGCUAAAUGCGAGCUGCAAGAGGGAAGAAUGUAUUCUAAUGAGAGCCGUCAGCCUUCUCGGAUGCGUAGCGCUUUUGGCGAUCGACUGCAGAGCGCGGGCGCUUCAGGAAAGGCUGCGAAGGCGGCGGAGCUGAAGAGACUAAUGCAGAAGAAGGAACGGUUGCAGUAUGCAGUGGAGCGGUUGGAGCUGCAGAGUACGCAGAGGGAGAGGCAGUUGAGGAAGAGUAUGGCGUUUCACUAGAGCGGGGGGAUGGAUGAUGUGAUGAUGCUUGCUCAGUUUUGCGACAACUGGAAUGAUAUGGGCAGCUCAGGCCGCUUGGGACGAUUCUGCGAGUGCAGGACAGCAGAGGAAUGAGAGCUAUGUGGCGACGGUAUUGGUUUCAAAGCCAGAAGAGGUUAC